UAUAAACCUUGUAAACCCUAGCUCGCUCGCUCGCUCUCUCUCUCUCUCUCAGUUGCUGUCUUUCUCUCUCUCUCUCUCAGUUGCGCGCGCGCUUACGCUCUGUAAUUGUGCAGGGCAAGCCUCAACUGCAAAUAUCGAUUGGCACAAAUGGGUAGCAAGAAAAGAGAGUCCACUGCAGCAGACAAAGUAGAAAACCAGUUUGAUAACGACGCAGGGUUGGAGCCAUUGAAAAAGAAAAUGAAAAGGGAAAAGAAGAAAGAAGUUGCAGAUGGGCUUCAUGCCCCAUCAACUACACAAUCUAUUACACCAAUGGAGAGAAAGAAGAAAAGAAAAACACUGGACAAAGAGAGGCACCGUGCUGCUUCUGAUGAUGUGGAAGCAAAGCCGAAAACUUUAAAUUUGAAGUCCAAUGAGGCUGAAGCACCUAUGUCGACUUCAGUGAGUAGUAGUUUACCUGAGUUUCAUAUUAGUGUUUUCAAGGACCUUGCAUCAGCCGAUACUUGUGUAAGAGUAGCAGCAGUGGAAUCAUUGGUAACAGAGUUGCGAGAAGUUCAGACAGCUUAUAAUAAGCUUGAGAAAAAGGAGCUUGUCAAGGGUGGAUUGCAAUUGGAAGCAGAAAAGGAUGAUGGCUUGAACAAUUGUGCUCCUUCUUUGAGAUAUGCUGUUAGGAGACUUAUACGUGGUGUUUCUUCAUCGAGAGAGUGUGCAAGACAAGGCUUUGCCCUAGGUUUAACUACUUUAAUUGGUGCAAUUCCUAGCAUCAAAGUUGAUGCAUUGUUGAAACUGAUAGUUGAACUGUUGGAGGUUUCUUCUUCAAUGAAGGGUCAGGAAGUGAGGGACUGUCUAUUGGGUUGCUUGUUUGCUUAUGGAGCCAUUGCGCGUUCAGGAAGGCUAACUGAAGAGUGGGUGUCUGAUAAAAACUCUCCUUCCGUCAAAGAAUUUACCAGUUCUCUUAUUUCCCUUGCAGCAAAGAAGCGAUACUUGCAAGAGCCUGCCAUGUCAGUUAUCCUGGACUUGGUGGAAAAGUUGCCAGUGGAAGCAUUGCUUAACCAUUUACUUGAAGCUCCUGGACUUUAUGAGUGGUUUGAACAAGCCAAUGAAGUUGGAAAUCCUGAUGCAUUGCUUCUAGUUCUUAAAGUACGAGAGAGAGUUUCUGUAGAUGGUAAAGUUUUUGGCAAACUUCUGCCUGAUCCGUAUAGCUCUACUGGGUUUUUUUCAGCUGAUCAUUUAGCCUCCCUAGCCAAUUGCUUUAAGGAAUCUACCUUCUGUCAGCCCCGAGUUCAUAGCAUCUGGCCUGCAAUGAUAAAUAUCCUUUUACCUGAUUCGUUUUUGCAAGAUAUAGGUUCAAUAUCAGGCUUAAAUUCUGUUAAGAAGCACAAAAAAAAUCGAAAGUGUAGCUCCGAAGAAGAGAUUGAGAAAAACCUUAGAUGUUUUUGUGAAGUUAUUAUUGAAGGAUGCCUCCUCUUGUCCUCUCAUGACCGUAAACAUUUGGCCUUUGAUAUUCUGCUUCUUCUCCAACCAAGGCUUCCUGCUGCAUAUAUUCCAGUUGUGCUGUCAUACAAACUUGUUCAGUGUCUGAUGGAUAUUCUUUCCACUAAGGAUUCUUGGCUGUACAAAGUUGCACAGUAUUUUCUAAAAGAACUGUCUGACUCACUGAAGAAUGAUGAUGUCAGAAGAGUGGCUGUUAUUGUGGCCCUGCAGAAGCACAGCAAUGGGAAGUUUGAUUCUGUAACACGGAUGAAAACUGUGAAAGACUUGAUGGCAGAAUUCAAAACUGAAUCUGGCUGCUUGCUGUUUAUUCAAAAUUUAAUGAACAUGUUUCUGGAUGAAGGCACUGCUUCAGAUGAACCUUCUGACCAGAGUCAAACAACAGAUGAUAAUUCAGAGAUAGGCUCAAUGGAGGAUAAAGAUUCUGUUGGAACAAUGGUGACUUCUGAUUUUCUGAAGAGCUGGGUUGUAGAUUCCCUCCCCAGCAUUUUGAAGCAUUUGCAGCUUGAUCCUGAAGCAAAGUUUCGGCUGCAAAAGGAAAUUUUGAAGUUUUUAGCUGUUCAGGGCAUAUUUUCUUCUUCUCUUGGCACUGAAGUGACAUCUUUUGAAUUACAAGAGAAGUUUAGAUGGCCAAAAUCUGCCACCUCAGGUGCUCUUUGCAGGAUGUGCAUUGAGCAAGUUCAGUCAUUGCUGGCAAAUGCUCAAAAGGGAGAGGGGUCCCAUAUGGGGACAAGUGUCCUUGAUACUAAUGAUCUUGGGUCUUAUUUUAUGCGUUUCCUUGGUACUUUGUGCAACAUUCCCUCAGUUUCACUCUUUAGGACAUUGAGCAGUGAGGAUGAAAAAGCAUUCAAAAAGCUGCAAGCAAUGGAAACUAGGCUAUCCAGGGAGGAAAGGAACUGUGGACUCAGUUCAGAUGCAAAUAAGUUGCAUGCUCUGAGGUACUUGCUUAUCCAAUUGGUGCUGCAGAUUCUCCUUCGACCAGGGGAAUUCUUUGAAGCUGCCUCGGAACUUAUUAUUUGCUGUAAGAAAGCUUUUUCCACUCCCGAUCUUCUUGACUCUUCUGGAGAAGAUGAAACAGAUGAUGAUGGGACGCCUGAGUUAAUGGAUGUCCUUGUGGAUACACUUCUUUCUUUACUGCCGCAGGCAUCUGCUCCUAUGCGUUUGGCUAUUGAACAGGUUUUUAAAUAUUUCUGCAAGGAUAUUAGGGAUGAUGGCCUACUACGGAUGUUGCGGGUUAUUAAGAAAGAUCUUAAACCAGCAAGGCAUCAUGAUACUGACAGUGAAGACAAUGACAAUGAUGAUGAUGAAGAUAUUCUAGGUAUUGAAGAAGCUGAGGACUCGGAUGAGGCUGAGACAGGUGAAACCGCUGAGAGUGAUGAGCAGACAGAUGACUCAGAGGCAGUAGUUGGAGCUGAGGCAGUUGAAAAAGAACUUCCCGAAGCUUCUGAUGAUUCUGAUGGGGGAAUGGACGAUGAUGCAAUGUUCCGCAUGGAUACUUAUCUUGUGAAGAUUUUUAAGGAGCGCAAGAACCAGGCUGGGGGUGAAACUGCUCAGUCGCAGCUUGUACUCUUUAAACUCCGAGUUCUCUCACUAUUGGAGAUUUUCUUGCAUGAAAAUUCAGGGAAGGUGCAGGUUUUGAAGGUGUACUCUAACCUUGCCCAGGCUUUUGUGAACCCUAAUACUACAGAGGGUAGUGAGCAGCUUGGUCAGCGAAUUUGGGGGAUUCUGCAAAAGAAAAUUUUUAAAGCAAAGGACUACCCAAGGGGAGAAGCUGUGCAACUACCUAUGCUUGAAUCUCUGUUGGAAAAGAACCUGAAGUUGGCAUCAAAACCAUUUAAGAGAAAGAAAUCUGUUAUCAGUCAAUCAAAGAAGAAGCAGUCAGCUUCGUGGAACAGACACAAGAUGAUAACAUCCCUUGCUCAAAAUUCAGUACUUUGGAUUUUAAAGAUCAUUGAUGCAAGAAAGUUUCCUGAAUCUGAAAUGCAGCAGGUUUUUGAUAUUUUCCGGAAUGCUUUGGCGGCAUAUUUUGAUAGCAAAAAGUCUCAAAUGAAGCCUGAGUUCUUGAAAGAAAUAUUUAGGAGGAGACCAUGGAUUGGUCAUCAUCUCUUUGAAUUCCUUUUAGAGAAAUGCCGUUGCUCAAAAGCAGAGUUUCGGCGAGUGGAAGCGCUUGACUUGGUGAUUGAAAUACUCAAGUCACUGGUCUCUAUUAGCGCUGAUGAAAGUGCACGGACUGCAUCAAUUAAAACUUUGAGCAGGCAUCUUCCGAAACUGUGUCAUCUGAUUGGGGAGUUGGUAUCACAUAUGCCAGAAAAGCAUUCUAGACGGGCUGAAGUGCGUAAAUUCUGCAGCAAGGUCUUCCAGAUUAUAAGAAGCCUUAACCUGUCUGAAUCAUUUCUUAAAGCUUUGGACUCCAAUGCCCAUGCUGCUUGUGAAUCUCAACUUGGGGAGUUGUUUCUUACCUUGAAGAAGGCUGAACGGUAGGAAAUGAGAUUAUGUUUACUGGUAAACGAAGGGAUAUAUUCAUUUGGAUUAUUGGAAAUAAACUUCAAUUACCAAGGAUUGACUUACAGUGUGAAACAUAAUUGUUAUCAACAGUAGAUUCAGUGGGUUUCUGCCCCUAAGUUUGCUCAGAUCGUGUCUGCCUUAGGAAGAUCUCAUUUUCCUUUGUAAGAAUCUCCUAUUCUCAACAUUUUAUUGUUAACAUUAUCCUUAGUUU
Molecule: messenger RNA, 4204 nt
Organism: Diospyros lotus (date-plum)
Lineage: Eukaryota; Viridiplantae; Streptophyta; Magnoliopsida; Ericales; Ebenaceae
Exons: 9
Coding region: 148-3969 (1273 amino acids)
Biological process (GO): regulation of DNA-templated transcription
Cellular component (GO): nucleolus
Molecular function (GO): DNA binding; transcription factor binding
Source: RefSeq, a predicted model, not a curated record